Bufo gargarizans (Asiatic toad) is the source of this 486-nucleotide messenger RNA. RefSeq names its product interleukin-17F-like. The transcript is spliced from 2 exons. Gene Ontology annotation, biological process: inflammatory response. Gene Ontology annotation, cellular component: extracellular region. The record is from RefSeq and is a predicted model, not a curated record. Bases 1 to 486 code for a protein of 161 amino acids. NCBI's taxonomy places the organism in Eukaryota, Metazoa, Chordata, Amphibia, Anura, Bufonidae. Gene Ontology annotation, molecular function: cytokine activity.
AUGGCCGCCCUGGUGUCCCUCUGCUCAUCGGCCUUUCUCUCAGAAGAGUAUUUGUCCCUCACUAAUACUCAGGAAGGAUCUCAGGAUGAAGAGCUCCCCCUAGAGGCCAAACAGAGAUGUCCUGGAAGAAGGAACCGCCACUGGCCAAGCGCUAUGAUAGUGGACAUCGGUCUCAUUGACACCAGCUACCUGGACAGUUUGGUACAGAUGGAGGACAUUCACACUCGCUCUUUGUCACCCUGGGAAUACAGUCUCAAUUCAGAUCCCAACAGAUUCCCCUUCGUCAUCGCGGAGGCCAAUUGUCUGACUUUCACUUGCGCAGACGCCAAUGGCAAUGAGAAUCCAGCCCUGAUCUCCUACCCCAUCCAGCAGGAGGUGAUGGUCCUACGUCGGGAGCAGAAAGGCUGCAGCUUCUCCUAUAGACUGGAGACCGAGGUGGUCACACUGGGCUGCACGUGCGUCAAGCCUGUCGUCAGCUAUUACUGA